UUCCGGUUUUACGUCAUGACGCAAGUCAGCGGCGGCUGCUGCAGCGGGAAGUUCGCCUGACGACCGUAAACAUGAACUGAACAUCAUGUAAACAACGCUGUCGGUUUUAUAUCAGAUACAGACGGGUUUAAUGUGUUCGGGGUUUAAAGGAACUCAGGGAUAAAAACAAAUGCUAUUAGGGAUUAAUGAUGGCGUCUAAAGUGUGGCAGCAUCCUUAUGUAAACAUAUUCAAGCAUGUGAAGUUGGAAGAAUGGAGGAAGGCCAGCAAAGAAGGAGAUGUCACGUGCUAUAUGGACAAGACGCUCAAGUGCACUGUGUUCCGAAUCCGUGGUUCAGUUCCAGCCAGCAACUACAUCCUGAUUCCCAAAACCAGCAGCCAGUCUCUGGGCCUCACCGGUCGCUACCUGUACCUACUCUUCAGACCAUGUCCCAAUAAACACUUUGUAGUGCACAUAGACGUGGUGGCUGAGGAAGGUCAGGUGAUCCGUGUGUCAUUCUCCAACCUGUUCAAGGAGUUUAAAUCCACAGCGACAUGGCUGCAGUUCCCUUUCCUGUGUUCAGCUGCACCUGACUCUGUUUACGAGAGCACGGCCAAGACCACUAAAAGCAGUCUGGUGGGUCCAGCUCCAGUCAGUGUCCGCUGGACGUGCUUGAUGAUGGACCUUCAUGACGUGCUUUCUGUCUACCUCAGAAGAACACACAGCCACUUGAAGAGCAUCAAACUCUGUGCCAACAUGGCUGUCAAAAAUCUGGUCACCAGCGACCUGCUGCUGGACCCAGGUCUGUCGUUUUCAGAGUUCCGGCAGGCGGGCGUGGUGCUGUCAGAGGGAACGGCCCCUAUGCCUAGAGACAUGCGCUUUCCUGUGCCUAAAGGCAGCAGUUGGCAUCAGCUCUACGACUACAUCAGCUUUCCCUCAGAUGGUGCAAAGCUGCCAUUUGACUCCAUACAGAAAGGACAGAGCACACAAGGCUUAACUCCACAAGCCCUACAUGACAAAAGUCCUUAUCGAGAGGAAAGUUACGGAGUGGACAUCAGCAAUCCCGUGCAGGACCGUGUCUCCCUCGUCCAUCAGAUCACCACACCUAAACCUCGUGCUAAGCAGCGCCCACUGCUGGACACCUCCAGUCUGCCCGAGCUCACCAAGGCACCUUCCGUAGAUGUAGGCAGCCUCAGAUUUACAGGUCGUAGGUCACAGUGUGAAGAGGAGGAGGAGGAGGAGGAGAGCAGGGUCGUGUGUGAUAUUGGAGACAGUGUGCAUGUGUACGCUCACUAUGAGGAUGAUGGCAUAAGCACCCAUUCAGCAGACAGUGAGGAAGUGGCAGUGGUCAACGCAGCGGUUCCUCGUCCGCUUCCCCUGCCUCAGAGUAAAGCAGCGAGGCAGCAAAGUAAGUUGCACCCUGACCCCAUCCUGAAGCUCAGCACCAUCAUUGGCUUUGGUGGAGCAACAGUGACGUGUGCUUUGUGGGCUCAUUAUGGAGAAGAGGUGGUGUAUCCGUGUCAUGCCAUCAUUGUCAGUAUGAAGGUCUCAUCUGGUCGACAGCGCUUUUUCAUCGGCCACACAGAUAAAGUGUCGGCUCUGGCUCUGAACUCCAGCUCUUCUCUCUUGGCAUCGGCUCAGACAGGAACACACUGCCUGGUUCGGCUCUGGAGCUAUAGCAAGGGAGAGGCGCUAACCAUUAUAAGAACACACACACACUCACUGCACUCACUCAGUUUGUCCUGUAGCGGUGGGGUUCUGUGUGGCGUGGGCAAAGACAGCCAUAACAAAACUACAGUCGUGGUGUGGAACACUCAGCACGUUCUCAAAGGAGGUGUUGUUUCAGUUGUGGCUAAAGCUCACACAGACGUCGACAUCCAAACCAUGAAGAUAACCUUUUUCGAUGACACACGCAUGGUAUCCUGUGGCGUGGGUAAUGUGCGUCUAUGGCGUGUGCGUGACCGCUCUUUGCGCUCGUGCCCCGUUAACCUGGGACAGUAUCACAGCCUGGAGUUUACAGACCUGGCCUUCGAGCAGGGACACGCCUCAGGACGACAGCCAGAGGACCGCACCCUCUUCGUUAGCAGUAGGAGCGGCCACAUCCUAGAGAUCGACUAUGUCUCGGUGACUAUUCAGAAUAUCAGGAGGCUCCUCCCACCUCAGCAAAGCCACGCCCACUGCAGAAAGAAGCAGACCUCCGGUACAGGCCCAGGUAUUGCAGUGAACAGCAUUAGUGUGUGCAGCACAUUCUGUGCUACAGGCUCAGAGGACGGCUUCCUGCGUCUCUGGCCUCUCGACUUCUCCUCGGUCUUCCUCGAGGCGGAACACGAAGGGCCAGUCAGUCUGGUGUGUGUAUCUUCUGACGGUUUGAGCGUCCUGGCGGCCACCGGCACGGGAAACCUCGGCUAUCUCGACGUCAGUAGCCGUGGUUACCGCACGCUCAUGAGAUCACACACAGACGCAGUGUUGGGCUUCAGCGUGGACAGAACCAGGCGCCAGAUCACCACGGCGUCUCGUGACGGCACCGUCCGUAUCUGGGACAUGGGUUCGGCUAAGCAGCUGUACGACUUCGUAUCGGACGAUCAUAAUGACACCCCGUCCUCAGUGGCGUUCCAUCCCAGGAUGCCCAUCUUCGCUUGUGGCUCCAGCUCAGGCACCGUCCGAGUAUUUGACAUCCCCACAUCCAGCAUUUUAGCACAACACAGACAGCACCGGGGGGCAGUGGUGGGCCUGGUGUUUUCUCCAGAUGGUGAGCGCCUGUACAGCGCUGGAUCUCUUGGGUACCUUGCCCUCUAUAACGCUUCCCAACCGGAAUAUACCGUCCACCGUGUGCUAGGGAACACGGUCGUGCGAGGUUUGGACCGAGGCCCGGACGCUUUGGCUGUGAGUCCGGAUAGUAAACUGCUGGCAUUCGUCGGUCCCACAGAAUACACUGUGACCAUCAUGGAUGCGCGUUCACUCGAUGAGUUACUACGCGUGGAUGUGAGCGUGUUGGAUGUCGAGAGCACGACGCUGGAUUCGGCGUUAAAGGUGUGUUUCUCGCCGUCCUCCCUGUCCCACCUGCUCGUCACCACUUCAGCCAAUAAGAUCCUGUGGAUCAACAGAAACACAGGAAAGCUACUGAGAGAGGUGUCCGAGGUGCACAAGGAUCGGUGCGCUUCUCUGUCCGUCAGUGAAGACGGACGCUAUCUACUCACUGCCGGACACAAUGCCGUAAAGGUCUGGGAUUAUAACAUGAAACUGGAUGUCAAGUCACAGGUGUUCAUCGGUCACUCCGAGCCCAUUAAACAGGUGAACUUCACCCCUGACCAGAUGGGCGUGGUUUCAGUAGGUGAUGCCAUUUUUAUAUGGGACUUCCUGACCCAUCCACAGAAAGCACCUUCCUGCAGGUCACCGGUAUCAGUCGUGUCUCCUCCUGUAGCUGGGGAAGGCAAGAGCAUCUCUGCUUCUAAGACAGUGGCUGUGAAACCCAACGAGGUGAAGCGUAACGGAAGCUUUUCCAGCGGGAUUCCUCGUCAGGCGGCGCCUCUUCCCGUCUCACCUCCGCCCUUUUUAGACAUGAUCACCGGAGAGAAGAGGGGGCAUGAGGAUUCCUCUUUCCUGUCGAUCACCGGUCACGCCGAAGAGGUGCAACCUGGUCGCAGCCGUUCCCCUGCUCCUAGACACGCCUCUUUCCUGCGGGUCACAGAAAGGGGCGGAGCUGUAAACUCGGUCGCUGCACCAGCCUGUCAGAUCACGGUGGAGGAAAACGGAGAGGAGAAGAAUCCGAUUCGUCCGGACUGCUACAAACACUUUACGCCCCGUUACAAAACGUCUGCGCUUGACCCGGGUGCUGUAACUCCACCUCCAGGACAAGAUGGUCUUAGCCUCAAAGCUGUGAUUGGUUACAACGGCAAUGGGCGGAGCAACAUGGUUUGGAAUCCAGACACAGGUCUGUUUGUGUACUCCUGUGGGUGUGUGGUGGUGCUGGAGAACCUCCACAACGGUUCUCAGAGACACUGGCUCGGCCACAGCGAGGAGAUCUCAACCCUCGCCGUAACGCACGACGCACAGACGGUGGCCUCCGCGUCAGGAGGUGGGGCGUCGUCCAAGAGCCUCAUCUGCAUUUGGAACGUUAAAGACGGAUCACGCAGGAACAGCAUUUCGUUCCACAAGGGGUCGGUACAGAGUCUGGCUUUCUCCAGAGACGACCUCUACUUUCUGUCUAUAGGUGAUUUUGAGGAGUCCACAGUGGCGCUGUGGAGCACACACUCGUUUGAGCUGCUCUGUUCGAUCAGAGCGAGUGUCCCACUGCACGAGGCGGCGUUCUGCCCCAGCAGCGCCAGCCGUCUGGCGUACGUCGGCUCCGGCUUCGUCUACUUCUGCCACAUACACACACAUGGUCGUGGAGCGGAGCUGCAGGUCCAGUCCGUGGGUUUGCCAGAGGAGAUCGGCGAGGCUGAGGUCACAUCACUUAGUUACAACAGUAACUUCAUCCUGUAUACUGGGACGAACAGUGGGUGUGUGUGUGUUUGGGACUGCAACACACACCGCUGCUUCAUGACCUGGGAGGCCGACGAUGGUGAAAUCGGUGUGUUGCUGUGUCGUGGUAACAAGCUGCUCACUGGAAGUAACAGUAAGAAGUUAAAACUUUGGUCAGUGGCUUCAGUGCAAAACCUCAGACCUUCCAGCACCACGGCCAGCAGCCAGGACUGCAACCCUAAGGUGCUGCUCGAGCAGGAGAUGGUGUUGGACGGCACAGUGGUGAGUGCAGCAUUCGAUGAUGUCAUGGACAUGGGAAUUGUGGGUACAACUGCAGGAACGCUGUGGUACGUAAACUGGACAGACAACUCCAGUAUACGUUUAAUCAGUGGCCAUAAGAGCAAGGUAAACGGUGUGGUAUGCAGCCCAGACGAGCAUCACUUUGUGACGUGCGGGGCGGAUGGAAGCGUUAGAGUGUGGGCGUUGCCUAGCAACGAGCUGCUGGUCCAGUUUCAGGUGCUCAACCAGAGCUGUGAGUGUGUGUGUUGGAGCCCCACGGUCGGGCACGUGGCUGGAGGCUACAGCGAUGGUUCCGUGCGGAUCUUCAGCAUAGUUUCAGCAGAGAUGGAGUUCAAAUUGCAGCCUCCUCACCGCGGCGCUGUGAGCGCACUGCAGUACUCACACCACGGUCAGGUGCUGCUUUCAGGAGGAAAAGACGGCGUCAUUGCAGUCAGCAGCCCAACAACAGGAGCCUCUUUACGCAUCAUCAAUGACCACAAGGGGGCACUAAUCAGUGCUAUACAGUGCACAAGCAAACAGUAUAAAGAGUACGGCCUGGAGGGCAACGAGCUCUGGCUAGCUGUUAGCACAGACCGCCGCGUCAGCAUCUGGGUAUCCGAUUGGGCAACGGACAAAUGCGAGCUGCUGGAUUGGUUGACGUUUCCUGCUCCCGCCCCUCCUCAGGAUGCGGCGAGUCUGCCACCCAGUCUGGCAUCGUUCAGCCCCACAGAGAGGGGGAUAGUGGUUUACACAGGAUACGCUGCUCAGAAAGAACUCACCUUCUACUGCCUGAAAAAGAAGCAGGUGAUGAGGACAGUGUCUCUUACUGACUGGGCUUUGUCUCUCAGUCUGUGUUUCAGAGGAAAACUGCUCGCUAUUGGAUCAAAGCAACGUAUACUGAAGCUGAUCGAUUCCUCUAGCGGCCGCUUUCAGGAUUUCACGUGGCACAGCGACUGUGUUCACCACUGCAGCUUUAGCCAGUCAGGAACUCAGCUGUUCACUACAGCACAUGGAGAGGUCUUUCUGUGGAGUUUAAGAGGCCUGUGACACACACGCGCGCACACACACACACGCGCGCACACACACACACACACACACACACACACAGUAUCUCUAAUAAGGUGCUCUUGACUAUACAAGCUCAACACUAACAUGCACGUUAGAGUCCUUAAAAAUUUCACACACACACACACACACACACACACACACACACACACACACACACACACACACAGUCGACAUAUUACCUGAGAUCACACCUGGACUUUUAUUAGUUUCAAACUCUUUUCCUCUCAGCAUGUGUUUGUUUAGUCACGUCUGCAGUUUUAUUGUCUUGCAGGUUUUAACUGCUGAGAAUUUAAACAUGUUGUUUAUAUGUUUUAAAUAAAUGUUAAAACUGUUUUGUACAGAAAA
Molecule: messenger RNA, 6131 nt
Organism: Tachysurus fulvidraco (yellow catfish)
Lineage: Eukaryota; Metazoa; Chordata; Actinopteri; Siluriformes; Bagridae
Gene: wdr90
Product: WD repeat domain 90
Exons: 42
Coding region: 186-5765 (1859 amino acids)
Cellular component (GO): centriole
Molecular function (GO): protein binding
Source: RefSeq, a predicted model, not a curated record